AUGUCUGCUGCUGCUGUUGCAUGGUUCCAUCUCCAGCUCGAGGAAGCGGAGGCUAUAUGUGCGGCUUAUGAAGAUGAUUGUGAUUUCAUAUGGCUGCACAAACCAGAAGGCCCGGACGACGGGGAGACAGCGUAUGCAGUCACUGUGAGGGGUAAGGUUGAUGCUGAGACGAGUGUAACGUUUAUGAUAACAUUACCACACGGGUACCCUUCGGCUGGAGAGGAGAAGGCCUUCCCUGAGAUAACUGCGGUCGAGGGCUCAGAAAAUGUCAAGUAUAAACUAGGGAACUUGCAGGAGCUCCUUGCCGCGAACGUCCGGUCUCAGAUGAAAUCCGCUUAUGAAUUCCCCGUCCUCGCCGCUCUAGCCCCGAUCUCGGAUAGACUCACGAAACUUGGUGAAGAAUGGCAGACUAAACAACAGGAAGAGAUGGCGGCUAAAGAGGACUAUGAUUCUGUUGUACGAGCAGCAGUCAAAGCAAAGAAGUCAGAGCUCCAGAAGGGUCCGCUGAUGCUGGGGAGGAGGAUGAUAUUUUUCCAUCACAUACGGAGUCCCUACAAACGUCGAUGCAUACAAAAAUGGGCCAAUGACCUCCGACUGGGAGGGAUGAGUAAAAUAGGUUUCCCUGGAUGCAUCGUCGUGGAGGGGGAUGAACGAGAUGUGAGCGAAUAUGUGAAUAUGGUUUCGAAGUAA
Perkinsus marinus ATCC 50983 is the source of this 690-nucleotide messenger RNA. RefSeq lists its product as hypothetical. The record is from RefSeq and is a predicted model, not a curated record. NCBI's taxonomy places the organism in Eukaryota, Perkinsozoa, Perkinsida, Perkinsidae. Bases 1 to 690 code for a protein of 229 amino acids. The transcript is spliced from 6 exons.